Molecule: messenger RNA, 997 nt
Organism: Penicillium brasilianum
Lineage: Eukaryota; Fungi; Ascomycota; Eurotiomycetes; Eurotiales; Aspergillaceae
Source: the annotation of a GenBank genome assembly
UCACCAAACGCGGCGUCGGCUUGGGGUUGCUGACCCAAACCCAAACCCAACUCAAGGUUGGAUUUUCGUCCCUCAUACCUUCUCUCCACAUGAGCACAGGGCUUGAACCAUCCGAAAAUUGUCUACUUACCACUAUUCAUUCACGUGGCAUGAGUAGUUCUUUUUUGCAAUCAUGGGUGAGGCUUCAGAGGAUAGCGCUCCAUAUUUUGCAACCGCUAUCCUUCCUCAUUAUCACGGUCCUCUUGUCAAGAUCAACAUUAAGCCUAGCAAUCAUGAAUUCACGAUCUCGAAACAGCUGAUCUGCGCAGAAUCUGAGGUAUUUUCCGCAAUGCUCGAAGGUCAAGUCAAAGAUUGCCAGGAUAUGAUAGCAGACCUGGAAGAAAUGGAAUACGUUGUCUCGGUACGCAGUAUUCAAGCACUGAUUCAAUGGUUAUACCGUCGAAUCAUCAAUUUUGACAUUGAGGAUCCCCGAGAGCAUAUUACGGCUGCGAUGGAGCUCGUUAGACUCGCGGAUAAGUACAAUAUUGUUGGACUAAAAACCACAAUGGCCCAAUAUAUUAGGGAGAUAAUCAUCUCCAAUCCACAUCCAGAUACGGACUUCUUUGGGCCACCUGUCGACACUCACACUUAUUGGAUGGACCGUGAACAUAUCAUCUCAGCGACCUUCUUGCCUCGAGAACAUCCAGUACGACGCACAAUAGCUGCAGCCUCUGUCGCAGGGUAUCUCCGAAGCGAUGAUUACAAAUUCAUUGAAGAGACUCAUUUAUACCCUUCCUUUGCAGCUGAUUUGCUUCUUGAAGUCGGUUCAGCACUGGACAGGCCAGAAUCUAUGCCUGGAGGUGGCACUUUCGAAGACCCCAUUAGUGGAAAGAUAUUAGCGCUGGAUCGCGUGACACCAAAAAAAAAACUUCACCUGAAGGAGCAGAAGGAUCAGCAGGGGGACUAUUUUCCAGUCGGGUUGGCUCUAGGAUGGCGCUUUGUACAGCUAGAUAUCUAG